Oncorhynchus gorbuscha (pink salmon) is the source of this 2218-nucleotide messenger RNA. Its product is annotated as phospholipid phosphatase-related protein type 1. The record is from RefSeq and is a predicted model, not a curated record. NCBI's taxonomy places the organism in Eukaryota, Metazoa, Chordata, Actinopteri, Salmoniformes, Salmonidae. Gene Ontology annotation, molecular function: phosphatidate phosphatase activity. Bases 184 to 1158 code for a protein of 324 amino acids. The transcript is spliced from 8 exons. Gene Ontology annotation, biological process: phospholipid dephosphorylation; signal transduction; phospholipid metabolic process.
CCUCCGAUUCACAGCAUCCCCUUCACGUCCUCUCUUUCUGAUCACCCGUCUCAAAGUACACGCUGGAGCACUCGGACAAUACGAUGGAGUAGCAUGACUUUGUCCUUUCUUUCCUUUGAUGGAUUUGCACUUCAUUUGGAAUAUACUUUAAUCACACGAUUGAGGAUCUCCGACUGAGACACCAUGGCUUCUGACAACACACAGCGCAGUUACUCCAUCAUCCCAUGUUUCAUCUUCGUAGAGCUGGUGAUAAUGGCAGGGACCGUCCUAAUGGCCUACUACUUUGAGCUGACCGACACGUUCGGCGUCCACGUCCAGGGGUUCUUCUGCAACGAUGCUGACCUGAUGAAGCCGUACCCCGGGGUGGACGAGAGCAGCUUCAUCCCUCCCCUCAUCCUCUACUGCGUGGUCGCCGCCACUCCCACCAUCAUCAUCUUCAUCGGGGAGGUAUCCAUGUACAUGAUGAAGUCCACACGGGCGGUGCUACUAUCCCAGGAGAAGACCAUCUUGACGGGGGAGUGCUGCUAUCUGAACCCCCUUAUCAGGAGAAUCGUCAGGUUUAUUGGUGUGUUUGCAUUCGGCCUUUUUGCAACAGACAUCUUUGUGAACGCUGGCCAGGUAGUGACAGGUAACCUGGCGCCGUACUUCCUGUCUGUGUGUAAGCCCAACUACACCGGCACCGAGUGUCGCUUCAACCACCAGUUCAUCUCCAACGGUAACAUCUGUACCGGCAGCCCGGUCGUCGUGGAGAAGGCUCGACGCUCCUUCCCUUCCAAAGACGCGUCGCUCAGCGUCUACUCAGCUGUCUACGUCACGAUGUACAUCACUAGCACCAUAAAGACUAAGAGUAGUCGCCUGGCCAAACCGGUGCUGUGCCUGGGUACCCUGUGUACAGCAUUCCUCACCGGGCUCAACCGGGUCUCGGAGUACCGGAACCACUGUUCUGAUGUCAUCGCUGGGUUUGUCCUGGGCAGCUCUAUCGCUCUCUUCCUGGGUAUCUGUGUGGUGAACAACUUUAAAGGAGCCCACUCGACUGCCACCAAGCAGAAGACUGAAGAUUACCGUGGUCUUCCUCUAAUGACCUUCCCCCGCGUCCAGAGCCCCCUGGAGACACUCAGCGCACAGAACCAUUCGGCAUCGAUGACCGAGGUCACAUGACUAGCGGGGACCGAGGGGGGUCAACACCGGGUCACCUUUGCGUCUCCUCAACACAACUUCUAGGCACAAUUAUGUUUUGUACUGUGUCAUACUACUACUGUAACAAACAAAAAAAGGACAGUAUUCUGGUGUAUGUAACUAGUUAGAGGCCGAUGAUUUGUACAUUUUGUAUAAGGGAGUACGUGCUGUAGCUUACCCUAACCCUGAAGAUGUUACUACUGUAGGUCUGAACUAGGGUUGCAAAAGUCGCGUAACUUUCCAAAAAUAUCCAGGUUUUCCACAAUAGAAGAUUCCCGGAAUCGGUGUGUGAAUUAGCAGGAAAUCCAGGAACCCUUCUACUGGGAUUUCUGGAAAGUCUGGGCAUGCUGGGAAAAUUAUCGGAAUGUUUCACCCCUAGUCUGAUUUGUGUCAGGACUUCCUCCUCUCUCUCUCUCUCUCUCUCUCUCUCUCUCUCUCUCUCUCUCUCUCUCUCUCUCUCUCUCUCUCUCUCUCAUCAUGUUUUACAUUGUGUCAGGACUUACUUACGCAUUCAUUCCUCCUCUCUAUAGUCAUGUUUUAUAUCACAAAGGAAAUAUAAUAUACGGUAUACAGUCUAUCUAAUGUUAUUGAAAUAUUGAUGUCGUUCUGUGGUAUUUGUACAAAUUCCUCACUCUAUUCUGUUAGUCUGUACAUUUAUUGACUAAAUUCUUAUUUUGUAUUAUUAUUUGUUAUCUCUGUAUAAAACAUUUGGACCGAUUUGUUUUGUUUUCUUUUAUAUACAUAUAUACAUGUAUUUAUUUAUUGCCUGCUGAUUUUUUUCAGGAAUGUAUUUGUUAUUCGUGUUGUUUAGGGGAAAACAACAUCCCAUUGGACUAUGACACAGUGUGGUAUUAUUGUGUUUUGUCUUCUCCAUCCAGAAACUGCCAUUCUCUCAGCAUGGAAGUACACAGUUGAACUAUUUGAAUAAAUAUUCCCGAUUUGUAUAGUCUUUCUUUAAAAAAAUAAAUAAUAAUAAUUUCUUUUGAAAUGCUGCAUAUAUUUUUUUCUUGAUUUGUCCAAAUAAUAAAUAGUUAGCAGAGUA